This is a messenger RNA of Tetranychus urticae (two-spotted spider mite), 2897 nucleotides long. RefSeq names its product very long chain fatty acid elongase AAEL008004. Lineage: Eukaryota; Metazoa; Arthropoda; Arachnida; Trombidiformes; Tetranychidae. Gene Ontology annotation, cellular component: endoplasmic reticulum membrane. Gene Ontology annotation, biological process: fatty acid elongation, saturated fatty acid; fatty acid elongation, polyunsaturated fatty acid; sphingolipid biosynthetic process. Gene Ontology annotation, molecular function: fatty acid elongase activity. The record is from RefSeq and is a predicted model, not a curated record.
CAAUCUCAUUUAAGAUUUGAAUCUAUCCGAAGUGUGUUCUAGCUCAGGUGAUCCGAACUUGGGUUCCACAGUUUGUCUCUUUCAAAUUUUGUGAUAUAAGUGUCAUAUUUAAGGACAAUUGAUUAAUUCAAUCAACUCUUCUCUUUAUCCUUUCACUUGGUUUUGUUUCUCAUCGAUAUUCUUUCCGUGAUUCUUUCCUUUUAGUGUAAUUUCGAGGCUUGUUUUUUUGUUGUCCAUCAAUUGUGAUUACCAAAGCGAUUACCAAUUGUAUUCAACAUUUUUAUUCCAAGUUAAUGAUUUUUUCAAGAUCCAACCUCGAUAAGUGAAGAAGAGGUUUGACAAACGAUAUAAAUAAGAUUGCGCUUCGCUCUAUUACUUUCCGUGAUCAUCAGCAAAUUCAUUUUGUUAAAACUGAUAUACAUAAUAUCAAUACUAAACGCCGCUUCUCAUCGAUAUCGUCUUCAUUUUCAUCACCACCAUCCUGAUUGUCAACCAACUGUAAACCAAUUGAAUAAUAAAAGGAAAAGUAACAAGUUGAAUUAGCAUCACCAGACCUCAUCAAAAACAACUUAAUUCAAUCAAUAAAAUAUCUUGUACCGAUCGUUACAACUUCAUCAACGUGAUUGUGAACAUCAUCGUCAUUAUUUGCAUCACUAACAGCUCCAAUUUUUUUCACUACCUGACAAAGUAAAAAGAAUCAAUUAAAUUUAAAAAUGGAAUCAGUAAUGGGAAUGAUUAAAUAUUGGUGCCAUGAUUUUUGGGAAAUCUAUGGUGACCAUAGGAUAAGUCACUUGCCCUUAUUGAAAGGUGGACCAUGGCAUGUAAUUGGUUUAACCCUCUUCUACCUCUACUUUGUUAAAGUUAUGGGUCCAAGGAUGAUGAAGGAUCGUCAACCCUAUGAAUUACGAGGAGUCAUGUUAGCUCACAAUACUUUUCUCGUUUUACUCAAUGGUAUUGGUUUUCUUGUAGGCAUGUGGGGAACAAAUUGGGGACUUGACACACUUAAAUGUCGACCCUUUGAUCCAUCAAGUUCAGCCACUCAAGAUCGUAUCCUCUUUUACUUGGGUUACACCUAUUACGUCUCCAAAUUCAUCGAUUUUCUUGACACUGUCUAUUUUGUUUUACGUAAAAAAUAUAGUCACAUAACACCUUUACACGUCUUUCAUCACACCAUGAUGCCUUUCUGGUGUUACAUUUUCUUCAAAUUUUCAUCAUACACAAAUAACGGCUUCAUUCCAUUGAUCAAUGCUUUUGUUCACACCGUUAUGUACAGCUAUUAUGCUCUGUCCGCUCUUGGUCCACACAUGAAGCCCUACCUGUGGUGGAAAAAGUACAUUACACAAUUACAAUUAGUUCAAUUUUGUCUUGCCACCGUUCACUCACUUGUAAUGUUUGCUGACCAAACCUGUACUUGUUCCAAAUUCCUCAUCUCAUUACAAGCAGCCCAUGGAAUACUUUUCCUUUUCCUGUUUGGCGAUUUCUACAAGAAGGCUUACCUUGCCAAAAAACCAUCUAAAGGUGUUUCCUCCAAAAAGAUUGCCGCCAAAGUGAAUUAAAACACCAACUUGAAAAGAGACUGAAACAAUAUUAAAGUGGAAAAAUAUUAGUUGAAAGAGUUGAGAAAACAAAAAGACUGCGAAAAUUAGAAAAAACCGUUUUUAAAUUGAAGAUACACACAAAAGAUACAAGAAAUAUAAAAACAAAUACCCAAACGAUCAAGUUGAAAAUGUUGACAAACCAACAACAGGCAACAAGCAAAAUUGAAUCAUCAAGUUUUAAUUAAUAUGGAACAAUCUAAACAUGGGCCAACUCAAUUAAUAAAAUAAAUAGAACCAUUAAUAGUUACAGUCGACACUUCAUUAACAAUUGUAGUUAACCAAAUUUUGUGGAGAAAAGAUAAUUUCGUAAAUUUCAAUCAUUUGCCAUCAUUUUUAGAUAAAGUGUGACAUUUAGUUUCACAACAGCAAAAUCAUUGUUUUUGAACUGACCGGGUUCAUUUACUAUGCUUUUGUUUCAACUAAUCAAUUUCAACUCUAAUUUGAAUAUUGAUUUAUUUCAUUUAUUUUUAAUGGAGUAAAAAAUUGGAUUUUAUUUAUACUCAACAUCAUCGACUAUCAUCAUAAUCAUCAUCAACAUCAAACAUCAUCAUCAGCAACAGCAUUAAUUUCCAACAUACUCUGACAAGUUUUGUUUCUCUUUUAUAUUAACUGCAACUAUCCAUCAUUCAUCUUAUUUCAUCUUCCUUUAUAUUUUUUUGUUACUCAACUGGAUUCUUUAGUUUCCUUUAACAAACAUCACUAUUAUCAUUAACAUAAGUAUUAAGUUUAUAAUGCUACAUUCAUCAUGAUCAUCAAAAUCUGGAUAAACUUUUAUUUAUUUAUCUGACCAUCCAUGAAAGACUAAGACAUCAACUCAUCGCCAGUCAAAUUUCCAAACCAAAUUUCCGUUAAAAAUAUCUAAUCUUUGGAUCAAUACUUGAAACACUCAAAAUGAAUUUCCAGUCAGAACAUUGUCAUAAUUUUACUUCGCCAUCAUCAUUGCAUCAUAAAUUUCAUCUACUUUUCAUCGCCAUUGCAUCAAAUCAAAAGCUUCAGAACUAUCAGUUGUAAAUACGAGACUUAAAUAUAGAGGAAAAGAUCAACCAACGAUCAAGGGAACAAAUUAACACAGUAAACCAGCAAAAGCUCCCAGCAGAUCAACAAAGACAACUUCACAUCUAAAUGUGCUACGGGUUAAAUUGUCACAAUUAUGUACAAUGAUAUUUCAUAACGCACAAGCAAUCUUUGUUGUCUUCAUGUCAAUUGAUUGAUCUGACAUCGAUGAUUUAAGAUCGACUAAGAAACAAAAGAAACAAAUCAACGUCCAUCACUUCUAUGAUGAAACGAUAAAUGUGCCUU